CAUAGCCGAGGGAGCGCUCGCUUUUGUUACGCCUACACUGUCUUUACGGCAACCCAGCGAUAUUUUAUGGCUGGAAGGAUAAUAACUUCGCAUAGACGCUUCGCGGUGACGUAGUUUUACAGCUGUUCCUUAUCAAGCAUUCAACCGAAUUCCAGCCGCCAUGUUGCUGUGCUGCAGUGGUCUACGUUUGAAAGACUGUGCGAGAAUUUUAGGAGUCUGCCUUUUGGUCUUUCGAUCCAUCGGUUUUAUCGUCGGAGGUGUGGUGCUAGGACAGCUAGACCAGCUGGUCGCAAUUAUUCCAGGAUACAAUUCAGACCAGCAUGAGCCAUAUUUGAAAGGUAUCCUCAUCACGUGUACAGCCGAUGCAGCACUAUGGAUAUUCUGUUGCCUGCUGCUCCUCAAAGUUACUGUCCUGGACGACAGAAAACUGCUGGCUCCAUACAUAAUCUACACCGUGGCUUCGAACAUAAGUUACAUGAUCAUGAGUGUGAUGGCUUGCUUCUUUCUACCUGAAGUGAUUGCCUCUGUCCUGGCGGUAGUGCUGACUGCUAUGUGCGGUGCUCAGAUGUAUUUCUGUAUGAUUGUUAGUAAUCUCUACAAGCAACUGCAACGCGAUGUUUCUUUUAAACUCCUCUUGGCCCAUGCGGAGAAUUUGGAAACAGUACCCGUGCCUACAGAUCACCUCUUCAUCGUCUAGUCGAGCUUGGUAUCGAGGCACUGAUAUUGUAAUCUGGCCGAAAACCCGUAUGGUACGUGAAAAUUAUGAAACUGAAAAAAUGGCUAGGAAGCAAGCGAGCUGGUGAAGAUGAUGCAUAAUGUAAAAACCCCGAGACUAGGGAACACGAAGGGACAGACACAACAUGCACGUGUUGUGUCUGUCCCUUCAUGUUCCCUAGUCUCGGGGUUUUUACAUUAUGCAUUAUGAAACUGUUUGUGUACAUUGUUUAAUAAAGCGCAGUUUUAUGCUUCAUCAACGCGCCAGUUUAGUACCGACUGGUAUGUACCGAUAUGGGAGCUAUAUGUCUUGAGUGCCCGUGUGUCAUGGGUAUAAAACAUGUCGUUAUCUGGUUUCUGUCUAUUAUGUUCUUUUCCAGAGCCACCGUUCUUAUUAUGCUGAAGCAAGUUUCAGUUUGAGUUUGAAUGUAAAAAAAGAAAGGAAGAAAUUGAAUUCGUCACCUGACGAAUUUUAGUACUCCCAUAUGCUGAAACAUAUGGUAUUACAUAUAAGUCAAAUAUUAAUAAUAACGCUUUUUAUUACGUGCCCAAGAACAGCCUCGAAGUCCUUAUUGUUGGCGCACGCUCACAAAGUGCUACAUAAUGCUGACAGCCUAUUCGCGACUCCAAUGAACUACAGGUGGCGCCCCGAAAUUCCAAGAUGGCGGACGAGUCCAGGUCUCCAUGAGGUUAGAGUAGAGUGUAGAGGUCUCCCGAGGAAAGCGAGCGUAGGGACUGCGGUGUCGGCCGAAUUAUGUUAAUCUAUUUCAGUUUUGAAUGUGCACAAAUUGACAUGCUUCAUGACAACGAAUUAAUUUUGUCUGCUGGUCAUCUCAUAAGCUCAACUCAGAGAAGUAGGCAAAAAGUUUCCGUCGUCGAAGAUUGUUUACAAACGCCGGGUGUGGAGCGAACGGAGGAGGCAUUUUAGAAUCUAAGAAGGCAAAGAGGGGAUUGUUCGCUUAAGAAGAGUGACAUAUCAUGUGUUACGGAAUGAGGAUUAGUAGUAUGCAAGUAAUGCCAUUUUUUAGUUUCUGCUCCGAUAGUCCCGUAGUAUAUGAGCGUUGCAAGCGAACAACAGCUCCGUUGUACGUGCAUGUAGUGUAUCUAAGAAUUAGACAGCUCUCGUAGAAACUUUGAGACACAAGUAAUCAUAAAAAAAUGCAAUGCACAAGUUAACGUUCACAUGGACACUUGGAAAAGCUCGAGAGAAAACUUCGUGCUCAUAUAGACUACAAGUAAUGAAGAGACUUGGGAGGCCGUAUAAGGGUUAAAAACACUUGCUACUUUUAUUACAUUAAUAAUUAAGGGGCGCUAGGAAUAGAUUUACAGUUAGGGGUCGACGUUUCGGCAGUCAGCGCUGCCUUCAACAGAACUAAACUUGGAAAUAGGUGACAAGGGCUUAUAUACAAGGGAAAGGGGGAAAAUGAGAGGGGAACAGUGCACGUGGAGCGGAGUUGGUGAUGUUGCAGGAGCGUUGUUGCUAAUGGUCCAUUGAGCACUUGCAGGAGCGUUGGCUGUCUUCCAGGAGAGUACUCCUUGGUCGUCUGAUAAACCUGAAAAGAUAAAAGAGAUACGGCAGAAAGAACGAAAGAGGGUCGGGAGACUUGGUCUAGGAGCUAAGGCUGCGAACUGUAGACAAUACGCCGGGGUCUUCGUUUAUCGUGGACUGGAAUUUGUGGAUUAGGAAUGAUUCACGCUGUUGCCUGCUACGGUCUGAGGGGAAACCAGAUUGUAAGAUGUACACGUGGAUGUCCUUGAAUGAGUGGCCGGUUUGAUUGAAAUGACGCGACACAGGGAGAUUUGGUUUCUUUGUAAUAUCGGACCUGUGAUUAUUAAAACGAAUUCGGAAUGA
This is a messenger RNA of Ornithodoros turicata, 2566 nucleotides long. RefSeq lists its product as uncharacterized. The coding region runs from base 161 to 697 and encodes 178 amino acids. The transcript has 6 exons. NCBI's taxonomy places the organism in Eukaryota, Metazoa, Arthropoda, Arachnida, Ixodida, Argasidae. The record is from RefSeq and is a predicted model, not a curated record.